Messenger RNA from Ostrea edulis (European flat oyster), 1007 nucleotides. Its product is annotated as spidroin-1-like. The transcript is spliced from 3 exons. The record is from RefSeq and is a predicted model, not a curated record. Lineage: Eukaryota; Metazoa; Mollusca; Bivalvia; Ostreida; Ostreidae. The coding region runs from base 37 to 918 and encodes 293 amino acids.
UACACCACCGUAGCUACCAAGACCCAAAAAUCAGAUAUGCUGAGACUUCUAGCCCUCGCUUGCAUCAUUGCCUGCGCUGUUGCAGACUACUACCCAAAGUCUUAUGGACUUAUGAUGGGUGGACUUGGGGGCGGAUCUAUUGUUAGCGGAGGAAUGAUUGGUGGAGGAAUGAUUGGUGGUGGUAUUGGUGGUGGGUCAGCCGCAGCUGCUUCCGCUGCUGCUGCAGGAGGUGCUGCUGCCGCUGCCGCCGCCGCUGCCGCUGGACGAGGUGCCGCCGCCGCUGCUGCCGCCUCUGCUGCCUCUGGUGGUGUUGGAGGAUUUGGUGGAUGGGCCCCUAGAUAUUAUCUCCGACCCUCAUAUAGCUACCCAGUUUAUGGAUUAAUGGGUGGUGGUCUUGGAGGUGGAUCAGCCGCUGCCGCUGCUGCUGCCGCUGCUUCCUCUGGUUUUGGUGGACUUGGAGGUGGUUCAGCUGCUGCGGCAGCUGCCGCCGCCGCUGCUGGACAAGGUGCUGCUGCUGCUGCCGCCGCCGCUGCUGCUUCCUCUGGUCUUGGUGGUUUUGGUGGUCUUGGAGGUGGAUCUGCCGCUGCCGCUGCAGCCGCCGCUGCUUCCUCUGGUCUUGGUGGGUUUGGUGGAUUUGGAGGUGGAUCUGCCGCUGCUGCUGCCGCCGCUGCUGCCUCUGGUGCUGGUGGUCUUGGAGGUUUUGGUGGCGGUUCAGCUGCAGCUGCUUCCGCUGCUGCUGCUGGAGGUGCAGCUGCCGCCGCUGCCGCCGCUGCUGCUGGACAAGGUGCUGCUGCCGCCGCCGCUGCCGCUUCCUCUGGUGGUGUAGGAGGAAUUGGCGGAUGGGCUCCUUCAUACUACAUGCCCUCUUAUAGCUACCCAGUUAUGAUGGGUGGCUUCAGGAGCAGAAAGGCAUACUAAAAGGGAGACAAAAACAGAGGAUUAAUCAGUUUUUGGUUUACUUGUUUGUGGAUAGAGAUAUAUUUGUAAUAAAUCUUAUAACAGAUUUA